This is a messenger RNA of Pipistrellus kuhlii (Kuhl's pipistrelle), 19239 nucleotides long. It is a transcript of the gene FAT3, whose product is annotated as FAT atypical cadherin 3. The transcript has 28 exons. Gene Ontology annotation, biological process: homophilic cell-cell adhesion. Bases 509 to 14281 code for a protein of 4590 amino acids. The record is from RefSeq and is a predicted model, not a curated record. Gene Ontology annotation, cellular component: plasma membrane. NCBI's taxonomy places the organism in Eukaryota, Metazoa, Chordata, Mammalia, Chiroptera, Vespertilionidae. Gene Ontology annotation, molecular function: calcium ion binding.
UCCCCCUCGCCCCUUUCUCUCGCGGUUUGGGAGGAGGAGACAGCGAGAGGGGGAGAGGAGAGAGAGAGAGAGGGGGGCUCGCUGCGCGUCGGCGGCGGCUGUGAUGGGGAGCUGGGAGCAGCGAGGCGGCGAGCAGUAGCGGCGGCGGCAGCUCGGAGCCAGCCCGAGAGUAGGCGCUCCUCCCGGCAGGCUGCGCUGUGAUCGGGGCUGCACAUUGGAAUCCCGCGCCCCCUUCCCCCUCCGUCCGCUGCUGUUCUCCUCCUCCCGGCUACCCUCCUCCGUCUGCGUGCCGGCAGCCGGUAUCCAGAGCGCGGAGCACCCAGAGCCUCCGCUUGGGGCUCCGGUGCCGGCGAGCGCGCGGGGAGCUCGGCGGCGGCAGCGGAGCGGCGGCGGAGUGGCCAGCUCGCCCCGGGCUGGAGCGCCGCCGGGAGAGAGAGGAAGACCACGGGGGAAGCGCCUGCAGGAGCCGUGGAUCGCCGGCGGAGGCAAGGGAUGGAAGUAUGAUGUGAUGGAUAGAACUAUGGGAUACUGUGUGGGUACACGGCCUCCUCCUUCUUGCCUCAUCCUCCUGCUUCUCAAGCUCUUGGCCACUGCCUGCCAGGGGCUGCCGGGGACCGGGCCCCUGGGCUUCCACUUCACACAUUCCGUUUACAAUGCUACGGUGCAUGAGAACUCGGCAGCCAGGACCUACAUCAACAGUCAGAGUAGGAUGGGCAUCACCUUAAUUGACCUGUCCUGGGAUAUCAAAUACAGAAUCGUCUCUGGAGACGAGGAAGGCUUUUUCAAAGCCGAGGAGGUCAUCAUUGCCGAUUUCUGUUUUCUCAGAAUAAGAACUAAAGGUGGGAAUUCUGCCAUACUGAACAGGGAGAUUCAGGACAAUUAUUUAUUGAUCAUCAAAGGCUCUGUCCGAGGGGAGGAUUUGGAAGCAUGGACCAAAGUGAAUAUCCAGGUUUUAGAUAUGAACGAUCUCAGGCCUCUGUUUUCACCCACCACCUACUCUGUUACAAUAGCGGAAAGCACACCUCUGAGGACUAGUGUGGCCCAGGUGACGGCCACAGACGCGGAUAUCGGUUCCAACGGGGAAUUCUACUACUACUUCAAAAGCAAAGUUGACCUCUUUUCAGUUCACCCCACGAGUGGUGUCAUCUCUUUGAGCGGACGGUUAAAUUACGAUGAAAAGAACAGGUACGAUCUGGAAAUCUUGGCUGUGGACCGGGGGAUGAAACUCUACGGAAACAACGGAGUGAGCAGCACUGCCAAGCUCUAUGUUCACAUUGAACGGAUCAACGAGCACGCCCCAACGCUCCACGUCGUCACCCAUGUUCCUUUCUCGCUGGACAGAGAGCCAACCUACGCGGUGGUGACAGUCGAUGACCCGGAUGAGGGGGCCAAUGGAGAGAUCGAGUCUGUUUCCAUUGUGGCCGGGGACCCUUUAGAUCAGUUCUUCCUGGCCAAGGAAGGAAAGUGGAUCCACGAGUAUAAGAUCAAGGAGAGAAAACCGGUCGACUGGGAGAGCCUUCCCUACGGCUGCAACCUCACGCUUCAAGCAAAAGACAAGGGUUCGCCUCAGAAAUCCUCUGCCGUAAAGACAGUCCACAUUGCCAACCCCAGGAGGGAAACGGUCCCCAUUAGGUUUGAAAAAGAAAUGUACGAUGUGAGCAUCAGUGAGUUUUCCCCUCCCGGUGUUGUGGUUGCUAUAGUAAAGCUAAGUCCCGAACCGCUGGAUGUGGAAUACAAAUUGUCUCCCGGGGAGGAUGCACAGUACUUCAAAAUUAAUCCUCGGUCAGGUCUGAUUGUCACAGCGCAGCCGCUGAACACCGUUAGGAAGGAGGUGUAUAAACUGGUGGUGACCAACAGGGAGGGGGAUUUAAAAGCACAGGUCACCAUCGGCAUAGAAGACGCCAACGACCACACCCCGGAGUUCCAGCAGCCGCUGUACGAUGCUUUUGUGAACGAAAGUGUUCCCGUGGGAACGACCGUUCUGAUGGUUUCCGCUUCCGACAAGGAUAAAGGAGAAAAUGGGUACAUCACCUACAGCAUUGCCAGCCUGAAUAUGUUGCCCUUUGCCAUUAACCAGUUUACCGGGGUGAUCAGCACCACGGAAGAGCUGGAUUUUGAGUCCUCUCCAGAAACGUACAGGUUCAUCGUCAGAGCCUCUGACUGGGGUUCCCCCUAUCGCCAUGAGAGUGAGGUGAACGUGACCAUUCAGAUAGGAAACGUCAAUGACAACACCCCUCUCUUUGAGAAGGUGGCCUGCCAGGGAGUUCUUUCCUAUGAUUUCCCAGUGGGGGGUCACAUCACGGCCGUCUCGGCCAUCGAUAUUGAUGAACUUGAACUGGUGAAGUACAAGAUCAUCUCUGGGAAUGAACUUGGUUUCUUUUAUUUAAACCCCGACUCUGGCGUUUUACAGCUGAAAAAGUCACUGAUGAAUUCCGGCCUGAAAAACGGUCAGUUUGCCCUCAGGAUUACAGCAACCGAUGGGGAGCACUUUGCGGACCCCAUGUCCGUGAACAUCUCAGUCCUGCACGGGAAGGUGUCUUCAAAGAGCUUCAGCUGCCGAGAAACGCGUGUGGCUCAAAAGCUGGCAGAGAAACUGCUCCUUAAGGCAAAAGCAAACGGGAAACUGAAUCUGGAGGAUGGAUUUUUUGAUUUUUAUUCCAUUAAUAGGCAAGGGCCACAUUUUGACAAGUCCUUUCCCUCCGACGUGGCUGUGAAGGAGAAUCUUCCCGUUGGUGCUAACAUCUUGAAGAUUAAAGCCUACGAUGCCGACUCUGGCUUCAAUGGGAAGGUGCUAUUUACAAUCUCGGAUGGCAAUAUAGAUAGUUGCUUUAAUAUUGACAUGGAGACCGGGCAACUAAAAGUCCUUAUGCCCAUGGAUCGAGAGCACACAGACCUCUAUCUCCUCAACAUCACCAUCUAUGACUUAGGAAACCCACAGAAAUCUUCGUGGAGGUUGCUGACCAUCAAUGUGGAGGAUGCUAAUGACAACAGCCCCAUUUUCCUUCAAGACAGUUACAUGGUUAACAUCCUGGAAAGUUCCAGUAUCGGCACUGAGAUUAUACAAGUGGAAGCCAGGGACAAAGACCUGGGCUCUAACGGUGAAGUGACUUACUCAGUCUUGACAGACACACAGCAGUUUGCCAUCAACAGCUCCACUGGCAUCGUUUAUGUAGCCGAUCAGUUAGACCGGGAAUCCAAAGCAAACUACUCAUUAAAAAUAGAGGCCAGAGACAAGGCGGAGAGUGGCCAGCAGCUCUUUUCCGUUGUCACACUGAAGGUGUUUUUGGAUGAUGUCAACGACUGCUCCCCAGCCUUCAUCCCCAGCAGCUACAGCGUGAAGGUUCUGGAAGAUCUUCCCGUGGGCACUGUCAUCGCUUGGCUGGAGACCCACGAUCCAGAUCUUGGACUGGGGGGUCAAGUGCGCUAUUCUUUGGUCAAUGACUACAAUGGGAGGUUUGAGAUCGAUAAAGCAAGUGGCGCCAUCCGUUUGAGCAAAGAGCUGGAUUACGAAAAGCAGCAGUUCUACAAUCUCACGGUCCGGGCAAAGGACAAAGGGCGGCCUGUGUCUCUGUCGUCGGUUUCCUUUGUGGAGGUGGAGGUGGUGGAUGUCAAUGAAAACCUCCACACCCCCUAUUUCCCAGACUUCGCCGUGGUUGGAUCUGUAAAAGAAAACUCACGCGUUGGAACGAGUGUGCUGCAGGUGGCUGCCCGAGACGAGGACUCUGGGAGGGACGGGGAGAUCCAGUACUCCAUCCGGGAUGGCAGUGGUCUGGGAAGGUUCAGCAUAGACGAUGAAAGCGGAGUCAUCUCUACUGCAGACAUCCUGGACCGAGAGACAACAGGGUCCUACUGGCUGACAGUGUAUGCCACGGACCGGGGCGUGGUUCCCCUCUAUUCCACUAUUGAGGUCUACAUUGAAAUUGAGGACGUGAAUGACAAUGCCCCGCUGACCUCGGAACCUAUUUAUUAUCCUGUCGUCAUGGAAAACUCUCCCAAGGAUGUAUCUGUCAUUCAGAUUCAGGCUGAGGAUCCUGACUCCAGUUCCAAUGAAAAGUUGACAUACAGGAUUACAAGUGGGAAUCCUCAGAAUUUUUUUGCCAUCAAUAUCAAAACAGGUCUGAUUACAACAACUUCAAGGAAACUGGAUCGAGAACAACAGGCAGAACAUUUUCUGGAGGUGACAGUUUCCGAUGGCGGUUCCUCUCCAAAACAGUCAACCAUUUGGGUGGUGGUCCAGGUUUUGGAUGAAAAUGACAACAAGCCCCAAUUCCCCGAGAAGGUCUACCAGAUCAAGCUACCAGAACGUGACCGGAAGAAAAGGGGAGAACCCAUUUAUAGAGCUUUUGCAUUUGAUAGAGAUGAGGGCCCCAAUGCCGAAAUCUCCUACAGUAUAGUGGAUGGGAAUGAUGACGGGAAGUUCUUUAUUGACCCUAAAACUGGAAUGGUUUCUUCCAGAAAGCAAUUUACAGCGGGGAGUUAUGACAUCCUAACGAUAAAGGCAGUGGACAAUGGGCGCCCACAGAAAUCCUCCACGGCCCGUCUCCACAUUGAAUGGAUCAAAAAACCACCCCCUUCGUCUAUACCGCUAACCUUCGAUGAGCCGUUUUAUAACUUCACAGUCAUGGAGAGCGAUAGAGUCACUGAGAUUGUGGGGGUUGUGUCUGUGCAGCCAGCUAACACCCCUCUGUGGUUUGACAUAGUUGGGGGGAAUUUUGACAGCUCUUUUGACGCAGAGAAGGGUGUCGGGACCAUUGUCAUUGCCAAACCUCUGGAUGCAGAGCAGAGAUCCAUUUACAAUAUGACUGUGGAAGUCACAGAUGGGACAAACGUCGCUGUCACUCAGGUAUUUAUCAAAGUGCUGGAUAAUAAUGACAACGGCCCGGAAUUCUCUCAGCCGAGUUACGAUGUGACAAUUUCCGAGGACGUGCUCCCCGACACAGAGAUCCUGCAGAUCGAGGCCACAGACCGAGAUGAGAAGCACAAGCUGAGCUACACGGUGCACAGCAGCAUCGACGCCGCCAGCAUGAGGAAAUUCCGGAUGGACCCCAGCACCGGCGUGCUCUACACUGCCGAGCGUCUGGACCACGAGGCCCAGGACAAGCACAUCCUCAACGUCAUGGUCAGAGAUCAGGAGUUUCCUUAUCGAAGAAACUUGGCCCGAGUCAUUGUGAAUGUGGAAGAUGCUAAUGAUCACAGUCCUUACUUUACCAACCCACUGUAUGAAGCGUCUGUCUUUGAAUCGGCUGCUCUGGGAUCAGCUGUUCUGCAAGUGACGGCUCUGGACAAAGACAAAGGGGAAAAUGCAGAACUCAUAUAUACCAUAGAAGCAGGGAACACUGGGAAUACAUUUAAGAUUGAACCAGUCCUGGGCAUCAUCACCAUUUCCAAAGAACCAGACAUGACGACUAUGGGUCAGUUUGUCUUGUCAAUCAAAGUCACAGACCAGGGUUCCCCACCCAUGUCUGCCACCGCAAUUGUGCGCAUUUCUGUCACCAUGUCUGAUAAUUCUCACCCCAAGUUCCUUCAGAAAGACUACCAAGCAGAAGUAAAUGAAAAUGUUGAUAUUGGAACAUCGGUCAUUCUGAUCUCUGCGAUUAGCCAAUCUACCCUCAUUUAUGACGUCAAAGAUGGAAACAUAGAUGGGAUCUUUACCAUAAAUCCAUACUCUGGAGUCAUCACUACCCGGAAAGCACUGGAUUAUGAGCAAACUUCCACUUACCAACUCACUGUACAGGCCACGAACAUGGCAGGAAUGGCUUCCAAUGUCUCCGUCAAUAUUCAGAUUGUUGAUGAAAAUGAUAAUGCCCCUGUUUUCCUCUUUUCUCAAUAUUCGGGCAGCCUGAGUGAGGCUGCCCCAGUUAAUAGCAUUGUCAGGAGCCUAGAUAACAGCCCCCUGGUCAUUCGGGCCACCGAUGCCGACAGCAACCGGAACGCUCUGCUUGUGUAUCAGAUCGUCGAGUCCACAGCCAAGAAGUUCUUCACGGUGGACUCCAGUACAGGGGCCAUCCGAACGAUUGCCACCCUGGACCACGAAACCAUCUCCCGAUUUCAUUUCCACGUGCACGUGAGAGACAGCGGCAGCCCUCAGCUGACUGCAGAGAGUCCCGUUGAGGUCAGCAUAGAGGUGACCGAUGUGAAUGAUAAUCCGCCUGUUUUCACCCAGGCUGUGUUUGAGACUGUCCUGCUGCUACCUACCUACGUUGGAGUGGAGGUUCUGAAAGUCGGUGCCACAGAUCCCGACUCCGAGGUGCCCCCUGAACUGAUCUACAGCCUACUGGAAGGCAGCGUGGAUCACUUUGCAAUGGACUCAAAUACCGGGGUGCUCUCCAUAAAAAACAACAACCUCUCCAAAGACCACUACGCGCUGAUCGUCAAAGUUUCGGACGGGAAGUUCUACAGCACGUCCAUGGUCACCAUCUCGGUGAAAGAAGCCAUGGACAGCGGCCUCCACUUCACACAAAGCUUUUACUCCACCUCAAUCUCAGAGAACAACACUAACAUAACCAAAGUUGCUAUUGUCAAUGCCAUUGGAAAUCGCCUUAAUGAGCCCUUAAAAUAUAGCAUUCUAAACCCAGGAAAUAAGUUCAAGAUAAAAUCUACCUCAGGAGUCAUCCAGACCACCGGAGUCCCCUUCGACCGUGAGGAACAGGAGUUAUACGAGCUGGUGGUAGAAGCCAGCCGUGAGAUGGACCAUUUGCGCGUGGCCAGGGUGGUGGUCAGAGUCAGCAUCGAAGACAUCAAUGACAAUUCUCCAGUCUUCGUGGGCCUCCCUUACUAUGCUGCUGUGCAAGUGGAUGCUGAGCCAGGGACUCCGAUUUACCGGGUGACGGCCAUUGACAAAGAUAAAGGUGCAAAUGGAGAAGUGACCUAUGUCCUACAGGAUGACUAUGGCCACUUUGAAAUUAACCCUGUUUCGGGGAAUGUUAUUUUAAAAGAAGCAUUCAACUCUGACUUGUCCAACAUCGAGUACGGUGUCACCAUCCUAGCCAAAGAUGGUGGAAAACCUUCUUUGUCCACAUUCGUAGAACUUCCCAUCACUAUUGUCAACAAAGCCAUGCCUGUGUUUGAUAAGCCCUUCUAUACAGCAUCCGUCAAUGAAGACAUCAGAAUAGAUACCCCUAUCCUGAGCAUCAAUGCCACCAGUCCAGAAGGCCAAGGCAUCAUAUAUAUCAUUAUCGAUGGGGAUCUUUAUAAACAAUUUAACAUAGACUUUGACACCGGGGUCCUGAAAGUCGUUAGCCCUUUGGAUUAUGAAGUUACACCUGUUUACAAGUUGACGGUAAGAGCCAGCGACGCCCUUACCGGUGCCAGGGCUGAAGUCACCGUUGACUUGUUUGUUAAUGAUGUAAAUGACAACCCCCCUGUUUUUGACCAGCUUGCAUACAACACAACACUGACAGAAGCAUCUCUCAUUGGGACGCCUGUGUUGCAGGUUGUUUCCACUGAUGUGGACUCGGAAAACAAUAAGAUGGUUCACUAUCAGAUUGUCCAGGACACUUACAACAGCACCGAUUAUUUCCACAUAGAUAGCACCAGUGGCUUAAUCCUGACGGCGAGGAUGCUGGACCAUGAGUCCGUGCAACACUGCACUUUGAAAGUCAGAGCAACCGACAGUGGCUUCCCGUCGCUGAGCAGUGAGGUCCUGGUUCACAUCUACAUCUCAGACAUCAACGACAACCCUCCUGUGUUUAACCAGCUCAUCUAUGAGUCCUACGUGAGUGAAUUAGCCCCCCGGGGCCAUUUUGUGACCUGUGUGCAAGCCUCCGAUGCCGACAGUUCCGACUUCGACCGGUUGGAAUAUAGCAUUUUGUCUGGGAAUGACCGGACGAGCUUUCUGAUGGACAGCAAGCGCGGCGUCAUCACCCUAUCCAACCACCGCAAACAGCGGAUGGAGCCUCUGUACAGCCUCAAUGUGUCUGUCUCCGACGGGUUGUUCACUAGCACUGCCCAGGUGCAUAUUAGGGUGCUGGGGGCUAACCUGUACAGCCCCACCUUUUCACAAAGCACCUAUGUAGCUGAGGUGCGAGAGAACGCGGCUGCUGGGACAAAGGUGAUUCAUGUGCGAGCCACAGAUGGGGACCCGGGGACCUACGGCCAGAUCAGCUACGCCAUCGUCAAUGACUUUGCGAAGGACCGAUUCCUCAUAGACAGCAACGGGCAAGUCAUCACCACAGAAAGGCUCGACCGGGAAAACCCUCUGGAAGGCGACAUCAGUAUUUUCUUGAGGGCCCUGGAUGGUGGGGGGAGAACGACCUUCUGCACCGUGAGGGUGAUUGUCGUGGACGAAAAUGACAACGCUCCCCAGUUCAUGACGGUGGAAUACAGGGCCAGCGUCAGGGCAGACGUGGGCCGGGGCCACUUGGUCACGCAGGUGCAGGCCGUGGAUCCAGAUGAUGGAGCCAACUCCAGGAUCACUUACUCCCUGUACAGCGAGGCCUCGGUCUCCGUGGCCGACCUGCUGGAGAUUGACCCCGACAACGGUUGGAUGGUCACCAAGGGCAGCUUUAACCAGCUGAGAAACACCGUGCUGUCCUUCUUUGUCAAAGCCGUCGAUGGGGGCAUUCCGGUAAAGCACUCCCUCAUCCCCGUCUACAUCCACGUCUUGCCCCCUGAAACAUUCUUGCCGUCCUUCACCCAGUCUCAGUAUUCCUUCACCGUGGCAGAAGACACAGCCAUCGGGAGCACAGUGGAUACCCUAAGGAUUUUGCCGAGCCAGAACGUCCAGUUCAGCACAGUAAAUGGGGAACGUCUGGAAAAUAACAAAGGGGGUGUCUUCGUCAUAGAACGGGACACAGGCACCAUCAAGCUGGACAAACGCCUGGACCACGAAGUCAGCCCAGCGUUCCACUUUAAAGUAGCAGCCACUAUACCCCUGGACAAGGUAGACAUCGUGUUUACUGCGGACGUGGACAUCAAGGUGUUGGAUUUGAAUGACAACAAGCCCGUCUUUGAGACGUCCAGCUAUGAGACCACGAUCAUGGAAGGAAUGCCUGUCGGCACCAAGCUCACCCAGGUGAGAGCCAUCGAUAUGGAUUGGGGAGCUAACGGGCAGGUCACGUACUCCCUGCACUCCGAUUCCCAGCCCGAAAAGGUAAUGGAAGCGUUCAAUAUUGACAGCAACACCGGCUGGAUCAGUACCUUGAAGGACCUGGAUCACGAGACAGACCCCUCCUUCACCUUCUCCGUGGUGGCGUCUGACCUUGGGGAGGCCUUCUCCCUUUCUGCCACGGCCGUGGUCUCUGUCAGGGUGACAGAUAUAAACGACAAUGCACCCGUCUUUGCUCAUGAUGUGUACCAAGGGAACGUGAAGGAGAGCGACCCUCCGGGCGAGGUGGUGGCCGUCCUCAGCACAUGGGACCGAGACACUUCCGACAUCAAUCGCCAAGUGAGCUACCACAUUACAGGAGGGAAUCCCCGAGGAAGAUUUGCCCUGGGGCUGGUGCAGAGUGAGUGGAAAGUCUAUGUGAAGAGGCCUCUAGACAGGGAAGAACAAGACGCUUACUUCCUCAAUAUCACGGCCACCGAUGGGCUCUUUGUCACACAGGCCAUGGUGGAAGUGACUGUCAGCGACGUGAAUGACAAUAGCCCAGUGUGUGAUCAGGUUGCAUAUACAGCAUUAUUUCCUGAAGACAUUCCCUCAAAUAAAAUCAUCCUGAAGGUCAGUGCCCAGGAUGCCGAUAUUGGAUCCAAUGGAGAUAUAGGAUACUCACUGUAUGGAUCUGGACACAGUGAAUUUUUUCUAGAUCCAGAAAGUGGCCAGUUAAAAACUUCAUCACCGCUAGACCGGGAGAGAGUCCCUGCGUACAACCUGGUCGCCAGGGCCACCGACGGGGGUGGCAGAUUCUGCCAAUCCGACAUCCACUUGAUCCUGGAGGACGUGAACGAUAACCCCCCUGUGUUUUCUUCCGACCACUACCACGCCUGUGUCUAUGAGAACACAGCCACGAAGGCUCUGCUGACCAGAGUUCAAGCCGUGGAUCCCGACAUUGGCAUCAACAGGAAGGUCGUGUACUCCCUGGCAGACUCGGCCGGUGGGUUCUUCUCCAUCGACGCGUCGUCCGGCAUCAUCAUCCUGGAGCAGCCGCUGGACCGAGAGCAGCAGCCCUCCUACAACAUCAGUGUGCGGGCCACGGACCAGAGCCCCGGGCGGGCCCUGUCCUCCCUCGCCACCGUCACCAUCACCGUCCUGGACAUCAACGACAACCCGCCUGUGUUCGAAAGGAGGGACUACCUGGUGACAGUGCCCGAAGACACCUCCCCGGGCACCCAGGUCCUUACGGUUUUCGCCACCAGCAAAGACAUUGGCACCAAUGCUGAGAUCACGUAUCUCAUUCGGUCUGGGAAUGAGCAAGGGAAAUUCAGGAUCAACCCAAGGACAGGGGGUAUUUUAGUCUCUGAAGUCCUGGACUAUGAAUUAUGCAAAAAGUUUUACCUGGUGGUGGAAGCUAAAGAUGGGGGCACGCCAGCUCUCAGCGCCGUGGCCACCGUCAACAUCAACCUCACCGAUGUGAAUGACAAUCCUCCCAAGUUCAGCCAAGAUGUCUACAGCGCUGUCAUCAGCGAAGACGCCUCGGUUGGGGACUCUGUCAUUUUGCUAAUAGCAGAAGAUGCAGAUAGCCAGCCCAACGGACAGAUUGGUUUUUCCAUUGUGAGUGGCGAUCGGGACAAUGAAUUUGCUGUGGAUCCUGUCUUGGGACUUGUGAAGGUUAAGAAGAAAUUGGACCGGGAACGGGUGUCCGGAUACUCCCUGCUGGUCCAGGCGGCGGACAGUGGUGUUCCUGUGAUGUCGUCAACUGCCACCGUUAACAUCGACAUCUCUGACGUGAACGACAACGGCCCCGUCUUCACACCUGCUAACUACACCGCUGUGAUUCAGGAAAAUAAGCCAGUAGGCACCAGCAUUUUGCAGCUGGUGGUGACAGACAGAGACUCCUUCCACAACGGGCCUCCUUUCUCGUUCUCUAUUUUGUCGGGAAACGAAGAGGAGGAGUUUGUGUUGGACCCGCAUGGGACGCUGCGGUCGGCCGUGGUCUUCCGGCACACGGAGUCUCCGGAGUACCUGCUGCGGGUCCAGGCAAAAGACUCAGGCAAACCCCAGCAGGUUUCUCACUCCUACAUCCGCGUGCGGGUCAUUGAGGAAAGUAUCCACAAGCCCACGGCCAUUCCUCUGGAGAUCUUCAUUGUCACCAUGGAGGAUGACUUCCCGGGUGGCGUCAUCGGGAAGAUCCACGCCACAGACCAAGACAUGUACGACGUGCUCACGUUUGCCCUGAAAUCCGAGCAGAAGAGCCUGUUCAAGGUGAACAGUCACGACGGGAAAAUCAUCGCCCUGGGAGGCCUGGACAGCGGCAAGUACGUCCUGAACGUGUCGGUGAGUGACGGCCGCUUCCAGGUGCCCAUCGACGUGGUCGUGCACGUGGAGCAGCUGGUGCACGAGAUGCUGCAGAACACCGUCACCAUCCGCUUCGAGAACGUGUCCCCCGAGGACUUUGUGGGGCUGCACAUGCACGGCUUCCGGCGCGCCCUGCGGAACGCGGUGCUCACCCAGAAGCAGGACAGCCUGCACAUCAUCAGCAUCCAGCCCGUGGCGGGCACCGGCCAGCUGGACAUGCUGUUUGCCGUGGAGAUGCACAGCAGCGAGUUCUACAAGCCGGCCUACCUCAUCCAGAAGCUGUCCAGCGCCAGGAGGCACCUGGAGAACGCCAUGCGCAUCGCGGCCAUCCUGGAGAAGAACUGCUCGGGGCUGGACUGCCAGGAGCAGCACUGCGAGCAGGGCCUGUCGCUCGAUUCCCACGCCCUCAUGACCUACAGCACGGCUCGCAUCAGCUUCGUGUGUCCGCGUUUCUACCGGAACGUGCGCUGCACCUGUAAUGGAGGACUGUGCCCGGGGUCCAAUGAUCCUUGCAUAGAGAAGCCGUGCCCAGGGGACAUGCAGUGCGUCGGUUACGAAGCCAGCUGGAGACCGUUCCUCUGCCAGUGUCCACCGGGGAAGCUCGGAGAGUGCUCAGGGCACACUUCACUCAGCUUUGCUGGAAACAGUUUCAUCAAAUACCGGCUUUCUGAGAACAGCAACGAAGAGGACUUCAAGCUGGGUCUGCGUCUGCGCACACUGCAGAGCAACGGGAUUAUCAUGUACACCAGAGCAAAUCCCUGCAUAAUUCUGAAGAUCAUGGACGGGAAGCUGUGGUUCCAGCUGGACUGUGGCAGUGGCCCCGGGCUCCUGGGCAUCUCGGGCCGCGCGGUCAACGAUGGGAGCUGGCACUCGGUCUUCCUGGAGCUCAACCGCAAUUUCACCAGCCUGUCCCUGGACGACAGCUACGUGGAGCGGCGCCGGGCGCCCCUCUACUUCCAGACGCUGAGCGCCGAGAGCACCAUCUACUUCGGGGCGCUGGUGCAGGCGGAGAGCGUCCGCAGCCUGGCCGACGCGCGGGUCACGCAGGUGCUGAGCGGCUUCCAGGGCUGCCUGGACUCCGUGGUGCUGAACAACAACGAGCUGCCCCUGCAGAACAAGCGCAGCAGCUUUGCCGAGGUGGUGGGCCUGACCGAGCUGAAGCUGGGCUGCGUGCUCUACCCGGACGCCUGCGAGCGCAGCCCCUGCCAGCACGGGGGCAGCUGCGCCGGCCUGCCCUCCGGGGGCUAUCAGUGUUCCUGUCUCUCACAGUUCACUGGGAGAAACUGUGAAUCAGAGAUCACAGCCUGCUUCCCAAACCCUUGUCGGAACGGAGGCUCCUGCGACCCCAUAGGAAAUACUUUCAUCUGCAGUUGCAAAGCUGGGCUCACUGGAGUCACGUGCGAAGAGGACAUCGACGAGUGUGAGCGGGAGGAGUGCGAGAACGGCGGCUCCUGCGUGAACGUGUUCGGCGCCUUCGUGUGCAACUGCACGCCGGGCUUCGCGGGCCCGCGCUGCGCGCUGCGCCCCGUGCUGGUGCCCAACAUCCAGGCGGGCCACGCCUACGUGGGUAAGGAGGAGCUCAUCGGCAUCGCCGUGGUCCUCUUCGUCAUCUUCAUCCUGGUGGUCCUGUUCAUCGUCUUCCGCAAGAAGGUCUUCCGCAAGCACUACUCCCGCAACAACAUCACGCUGGUGCAGGACCCCGCGGCGGCUGCCCUGCUGCACAAGAGCAAUGGUGUGCCCUUCCGGAGCCUGCGGGGCGCGGGGGAUGGCCGCAACCUCUACCAGGAGGUGGGGCCCCCGCAGGUGCCCGUGCGGCCCAUGGCCUACACCCCUUGCUUCCAGAGCGACUCCAGGAGCAACCUGGACAAGAUCGUGGACGGGCUCGGGGGCGGCGAGCACCAGGAGAUGACCACCUUCCACCCCGAGUCGCCGCGCAUCCUGACGGCCAGGCGCGGGGUGGUAGUGUGCAGCGUGGCCCCCAACCUGCCCGCUGUGUCGCCCUGCCGCUCCGACUGCGAUUCCAUUCGGAAGAAUGGCUGGGAUGCGGGAUCUGAGAACAAAGGAGUUGAUGACCCGGGAGAAGUGACCUGCUUUGCAGGCAGCAAUAAAGGCAGCAACUCUGAAGUGCAGUCCCUGAGCUCCUUCCAGUCGGAUUCUGGCGACGACAAUGCGUCCAUAGUGACUGUCAUUCAGCUUGUCAACAAUGUAGUUGACACUAUAGAAAAUGAAGUGUCUGUCAUGGAUCAAGGACAGAACUACAACCGAGCCUAUCACUGGGACACCUCUGACUGGAUGCCGGCCGCCCGCCUGUCGGACAUCGAGGAGGUGCCCAACUACGAGAACCAGGAGGGAGGCUCUGCCCACCAGGGCAGCACGCGGGAGCUGGAGAGCGACUACUACCUGGGCGGCUACGACAUUGACAGCGAGUACCCGCCCCCUCACGAAGAGGAGUUCUUGAGUCAGGACCAGCUGCCCCCUCCGCUGCCGGAGGACUUCCCAGACCAGUACGAGGCCCUGCCGCCCUCCCAGCCCGUCUCCCUGGCGGGCACCCUGAGCCCAGACUGCAGGAGGAGGCCCCAGUUCCACCCCAGCCAGUACCUCCCACCUCACCCGUUCCCCAACGAAGCAGAGCUGGGGGGCCCGCCCGCCGCCUGUGAAUUCAGUACUUUUGCCGUCCACAUGAACCCGGGCACCGAGACGGCGGGCCCCGCAGACAGCGUGUCUCUGUCUUUGCACAACUCCAGGGGCACCUCAUCCUCGGAUGUGUCGGCCGGCUGCGGCUUCGAGGAUGCCGACGUGGCCAUGAGUGACUACGAGAGCGUGGGCGAGCUCAGCCUGGCCAGCCUUCACAUCCCCUUUACGGAGACGCAACACCAGACCCAAGUAUAGGUGCUUUGCCCCAGCGGGUACGGAAGGAGGCUGGCUGGGCUUGUGUCUCCGUGCAGAGCCGUGUGCUGAGCGUGGAGGAAAUGCAGGUUAAUGACCUUCUUCUCAAGUCAAGCUGUUUCAAGUCAGUGGGUGAAAAAGGAAAAGGCUCAGAAAUUGUUUCUGAGAGGGGACUGAUCGCCCUUGUAGUAUGGUACCUGCAUUCACGAAUCAAGAAAGCUCGCCGAGGUUUUAAAGGGGGAAUACAUGGCACCCCCCAAGGUACACGUCGGUCUUGGAUGGCUUUGUGCAGUAUUGUGCCCUGGAAAGUAUUCCGGCAUCAGCCCUUGCAGUAUUAAUAACUGGCGACAGUGCGCAAAGAGGCAUGUGAUUUUCAGCCAAUGGUGGGGGAGAGGGAAUGGAAAUACUAGUUAUCAUGGUUGGAAAAGUUAGUCCCUUAGGCAAAAGAAAAGAAAAACAAGUAUUAUUAAACAAACAAGGAAAUGGGCGGGAGCCUUUAAAAAUCAACUUUUUUUUUUUUAAUAAGCUGCCCAAUUUUCAGCUAUAAAAUUAGGUUUAGGUAUCAUGUUUAGUAUGCUUAGUUAUUUUUUGUUUGUGUUAAGCAUCCAAUAUUAUCUAGUUGGGUUUUGUGAUCUUUGAGAAAGGUAUAGUGAAGAGGAACAAGAGGAUAUUUGGGUACCACUUUGUGGGCUGGGGGGCGUUAACAUUGUUCAAGCAUUAGAAAGAAUGUGAUUAUCUGUUUUCCCAUGAAACAUUCCUGGCUGUAACUACAAUUUUAACACUCUGGCAGCAAUUGGCCUUUCUUCUGAGAAUCGGGAAAUAAAAAUGGGGGUGGGGGAGUAGCAUUUUGGUACUUUAUUCCCUAGAAUGAGAGAUAUUUAGAGGUUUAAGCAGAAUUCACAGAUUUAGGGGGGGAAAUCAGAUAUAACACUUUCAAAGUUUUACAGGCAGAUAAUCACAAUUCUUGAUAAUGCAGAUACAAUUUGAGUGUUGUUCUACAUUGGUUAGCAUCACCACUCUAAGUCCAAUUGUGUUUGUAGAGAAGUAGAUUCGUUUUUGUGUAUAAAUUAUAAUAGUGUGCGUGUGUCUGGCCCAUGUGCUUGCACUCAGUAAGGCUGCUCUUGAGGACCGAGAACGUGGGCGUCUUAGGCUAUGGACUCAAAAUGCUGCCUGUGAGGCGGACCUUCCAGUUUCUCUGAUCUCUGUGAUGUCAGAGAAACACCAAACGCCAUAUUUUACUCUGGUUCAGUUAACCUUAUUUUGGUACUGCCAUUUAUAUUAACUUAAAGCAAAACUGUGCUUUUAAAAACAAACAAACAAAAAAAAAAACACACAACAGUAUUUUGUUAUUUUCUGGAACUAAACUCUUGUUUGAAAAAUGUGUAAUGUUUCAUUACCCCCUGGGGUUCUCCUCUAUCUGACAUGUGGACUUUGGCCGCAGUUUUCCAAAACUGACAGGGGAAUCAUCCCCCUGGAAGUACAAUAACUCAGCAAUCGAAGGUGAAUGUUAAGACGUUGAGUGACUUUCCUCUUUCGCUUCAAUCAGAUGGUGGCUGCGGGUGCGGUGGCCAUGGUAAGUAAAUGCAUAUUUGCACUAUCUGCUUCAUGAGCAACUCUGUGUCCAGUUUCUGAUGACACGUGGCAUUGGUGUGUAAUUGUGCCGUCCCAAGUCUGCAUAUCACCUACUCAGACACAUUUUUAGUUGUUUCAGUUAUAUUGAAUCCACUUCUUUGUAGGAGUCAAUGUUUCUGAAGUUUGUUGUGUUUUUUUUAAAAAAAAAAAAACAAUUCCUUUUCAUUGUCAAGCUUCCUGAGUCCACGGAUACAUUUCACAAAUGUUUCGGCUUUUCUCCUCUUCCUGUCUCUUGCUUAGACCUACUCGCCGAAGCAUUAUCUGCACCGGGGGCUUGAAAUGCAUGCAUUUCAACCAGGCUGCUUUGCAGGAUAAAAAUCUUUGGUAUUUUUUUCUUACGUAAGAAGCACAUUUGCCAGAAUCAUGGAGAAAAUGACGAGCUAAUGGUCUAGAAUGGAAUCACUGCUACACUUUUUAAUGAUGCGAUGUCAUAAAAACCAUCAAAGUAAAACCAACAAUUCAUUUCUCGCCCCCAGGAAAUAUGAGAAGGAGAUUAAUGCCAGCAAGUCACUAUUGCUUACACAGCAUCCCCUGUGGGGAGAAUGCCUGACUGACACUGUAAUGAAGGAAUAAAUAGAACCUAAUGCGGUUGUGAAGUCACCCAGGAAAACUGUGCCCUCCCUUGGCUCUGACCUAUAUAAAAUACCUCUUUCAUCAGGAGAGCUUCUCUGGCUUUCUGCAGAGUAGCUCUGCAGCUAAAUGUGUACCAGACAAGCAUGGUAUGCUUUUAUUCAUCACCCUGUGAACACAUAGCUUUCCACUUUCUGGAAAAUUGGACUUCCCUGUAGAGUAUGAAAUGGUGUCCCGUCAGAUGGAACUAGGUGGGAUGUCUGCUGAUUUCAAGAUCUGGAAGGGUCCUUAAGAUUUGUCCAGCCCUCUUGUUUUUGUAAAAGAGGGAACAUGUCCAAGGAGGGGAAGGCUCUAGCCCAACCUCACUCAGGAGGUUAAGUAGCUGGACACCCAUUUGGCCAAUAUUCUUUCCAUGUGACAUUGGUCACUGCCAUACUGCAUGGGACAUGGCAUCUGCUGGACCUUCUGACUUCCCACCAUUCUUGCUUAGAAAUCCUGGAGAUUAUGUUUUUGGAAGUCUCAUGAGUGAGAUUUUUUUUUUUUUUUUGAAGCCUCAUGACCUCAUGUUGCCUAACAGCUCCGCUAGGGAGCGUACAGUUACAGGAUUCACACAUUUCUUUGAUAGGUAUCAAAAGCUGCUUUUACCAAAUGAAUAUUUUCUAAAUUGAGGAUGGAAAGAUCAUUACAGAAUGGAACCCAGACUGGUCAUCAAUUAUGGUGAUACUCAGUGUAUGAGAUGACCGACUAGGUGCAUUUUGGUUCUUCCUUUUUUUUCCCAUAGCAGGCCUGGUGUCUGUUCCCACUCCCGCCACUGUGCUGAACCGCGUGGAAAUGAUUGAAGCCAAUUAGUGUUUUCAUGUUCUGCUCACAUGUAUGUGCCGCCCCCUGGAAGCCAAUGCCAUGGCCUGCUGUAGGCACUUUACCUGUAUGGUGCACAUUCUGGUUAGAAUGGAUGUUUGUCCCAUGGGAAGCAGGCUCUGGGGCUGUAAAGGGUGAAUGAAGUAGGUGUGGCUGCUGAGUUCAUUCCAUGCCAGCUUCCCAUGUACUCACGUCCUGCCCAUUCACAAAGCACCACUGCAGAAGACUUAGCAAUAGGAGUAGGUCAAGCCCGAGCAAUGGUUUGCCCUAUCAGAGAACCAGUGUGAAGGCCCAGAAAGGGAAUUGAUGCUGCAUUCCUGGAACUUCCCUGGGAUUCCCCUUAGGAAUCACUAAUACAGCCUCGAAAAAGGCAAGUAAGAUAUACAGGGGUGAGUAAAAGUAGGUUGACAGUUGUUUGUAUGGAAAUAUAUAUAUAUAUAUAAUUCAAGAAUAAAUAGUACAAGGAUAAACUCCGUUCCACAUACUCACAACUAAAAACAUCAACUAUCUCCUGUUUACUUCCAUCCCCACCCCACCUCCACUGUCCCCAUUAAUGCUGUGUCUACAUAAUCAAAGUCAGGAAAUUGAGGAAAGAUAUAGCAAAAUAAAUCAUUUGAGGUCCAGAAAACUCUUUCAUAUGAGAAAAUUCAGGAAGACUUAGUGUUCACUUUGCAAGGGUCAGCCAGAUGAUUAUCUCUUCUCUUUCCUCUGCUUCCCUUCCAAGACACAGAUAUUGAUAAAGUGAUUAGGCUUUUAUGUCUUAUUUUUUUUUAGCUUCAAACUAUGGAGCAUGGGGCUUGGGAAAGGCAUUUCUUCAGCAUCAUCAUUUUGUGUGGUCUGUGAGCAGGUGGUUCCGUGUUUUCCCCGGGUUUUGUCCUGUGAUGUUCAACUGCACAUUAUUCUGGUGAAAAUCCACAGUGUCUUGAAGCUUCUGGUUGUAUAAUUCUAGGGUUUAAAGUCACCACUGGUGGCUUUGGCAUUGGUUACUAUUUAGCCAAUUGGCUAAGAGGUAGGAAAAGAAUGGAGGUUUUCUUUCCUUAGGUAAUAAUGAAAGCAAUAAUUACAAGUAUGUAAUAUUACACAAAGGCCAUAAUAAGUCUCUUCCAAUGUUUAGGAUGCACUAGAGAAUCAUACAGUCACCUGGAGCGUGUUUGGACCCAUUAGUAUGUACUGUAGUACCCUUCCAGCAAGCCAAUACCUGAAUUGCUACUAUUGAACAAUUUUAUGAGCCCAUACUACUGCAUUUCGGAAAGUGAGAAAUGUGUGGGGAACGGAAGCAGUUCUUUGGAAGCACUGUACUGGAGAGAUUGUCUUGUAAAUGUACCUGUUGCAAACAGGCCGGUUUGUAAAAGAUGUAUGUUUUGGUGUUAAAAAUGUUUAUAAAAUUGUAUAUAACGGUUUCAAUUUUCCAAGCUUUUGUAGAUAACUGUAUUUGAUGCCUAUCAGGAUGCUUUAAUUUGGGGGUUCGAAUACAUUUCUAAGUCAUCCAUGCUGUUGGUCUGCAACCAUGCUGAGGUCACACCAUGCAGUCACAUAAAAGGAUGUGGGGUUUGAAAAUGGUGUUUCUUAAUCAUUUCAAAAUGUACUGUCAGCAUCCUUUGGUUCUACCGUUUCCAUUCAACUUUCUCUGUUUUCAAGCAAAUGUUCUUAUUGGCAGUUUUUAAACGAGUGUGUUUUGCCCAGUUACUCCGUCCCUAAUAUCAAUGCCAUUUCAGAUUCAGACUGAAACAUAUCAUGUCUUCACACACAUGUGCACUCACCUCAACUUGCACACACACAUCACACACCAAACCUUAUGCAAAGGGGAAAGCCAACACUUGAGGUAAAUCUUGCCCCUGGUGGAAGUGGAGUGUUUCUGCAUCUAUUGCUGUUGGCAGGAUUCGUCUGGUGUUCUUUUUAUA